AUGAGUGAUAUCAGCGUAGAAGUGGGGAUUAUAUUCUUUCUUCAGACUGGAGUGGGCAUCAUGGGAAACUCCUUGCUUCUCUGUCUUUAUGGUUUCACUUUGCUCACUGGACAAAAGAUGAGACCCACAGACCCGAUCCUCAACCAACUGGUUGUUGCCAACAACUUAGUUCUCUUCUUCAGAGGGAUCCCUGAGACAAUGUCAGCUUUUGGAUGGAAGGAUUUCUUGGGUGAUGCUGAAUGUCAACUUGUUUUAUAUCUUCAUCGUGUUGCUAGAGGGGUUUCCCUUAACACCACAUGCCUUCUGAGUGGCUUCCAGGCCACCAAACUUUGUCCCAGAUUCUGUUAUUGCAAGCAGCUCUGUAAGAGAUGCCCAAAAUGUGUUGGCGUCUGUGGCUUCUAUUUUUGGAUCCUGCAACUCUUGUUAAAUAUGUAUAUUCCUAUGGGAGUAACUGGCCCAAGGGGCAGUCAAAAUAUAAGUAUGAACACAAAUUACAGAUACUGUUCCUCACCUAUACCGAAAAAAUACAUAGUUUUAUUAAAUGCAGUCCUGUACUUUGCCAUUGAUGCUAUAUGUUUGGUGUUCAUGAUUUUGGCUGGUGGAUCUAUGGUCCUUGUCCUGUACAAUCACAAGCAACAAGUUCAACACAUUCGCAGUCACAGCCUCUCAUUGAGACUUGGCCCAGAGGACAGAGCUACACACACUAUUCUGAGCCUGGUGACCAUGUUUGUUUUCUUCUUUGGUCUCUCUUCCAUUUCAACUCUCUCUGUUGCUCUUACCAGGAACCCAAACAAGAGGUUGAUUGAUGCUGCUGCAUUCCUAGCUGCAUGCUUCCCUGCAUUCAGCCCCUUUCUGCUCAUCAGUUGUGACACCCGUGUCUCUCACAUCUUUGAUAUGUGUUGUAGAAAAAAAUCUCUCUCAUAA
This is a messenger RNA of Mesocricetus auratus (golden hamster), 924 nucleotides long. RefSeq names its product vomeronasal type-1 receptor 1-like. Bases 1 to 924 code for a protein of 307 amino acids. Lineage: Eukaryota; Metazoa; Chordata; Mammalia; Rodentia; Cricetidae. Gene Ontology annotation, cellular component: membrane. The transcript has a single exon. Gene Ontology annotation, molecular function: pheromone receptor activity. The record is from RefSeq and is a predicted model, not a curated record. Gene Ontology annotation, biological process: G protein-coupled receptor signaling pathway.